AUGGGCGAAGCACUUAAGCUUAAAGUCCCUGGCUUUGCUUCAGAGGGUCCAGACUCCCUUGGAGACCCUGAGGGUGACAGAGAAUCUAACGCAUCUCCAAAGGCUUACACAACUUCGAAACGAAAGCUCGAAGAAUUAUCCUCCGCCCAAGAGGGCACACCACCGGCGUCAAUUUGGCAUGCUCAACAAGAUGAACUGCCUAGGCCUGACGCCGGUGAUGACAGCUCGGCGGGUAGACUGACACCAGCUAAUUCUGAUGAGAAAGCUGGAAGGAGAGGAUCACGAAUAAAACAGCCGAUUCGAUCUAGCAUUGCUUGUCUGAGAUGUCGAAGAUCGAAGAUCAAGUGUGACAAUGAUGGAGGCAGUAGCCCGUGCGACACUUGUGUUAAAGGUGGACAUCAGUGUCAAUAUCCGGAGGCUGUUCCUCCACCACCAAAACGAAGCGAUACAAGUACGGCGACGAAACCGGAGAAAGAACCACAGCAGGAGAAGAAACGGACAAGAAAAGCACAUGAUGCACCUCGGUUAAGCAGCGAAAGAUCAGUAGUAUACGCAGCCGAAGUUCUCGCAUAUCCGUUUUUGACGACGGAACUAUGGGACCAGUUGCUCAACAUAUACAAACAACACUAUGCGACAGAACUACCUUUCCUUCACUUGCCCUCUCUCAAGGAAAAAAUGAGCAGUGGGUUGGGCCAAGCAAAAGAGUGUGCAUCUGAGCUGAAUUUGGUCCUGCUUGGCAUCUUGAUGCUCACAGCACGUUUCCAUCCUGAUCUCGUCCGAUAUAUAACACAUUUACCCAGCCAUCAUGGCAAAAAUGCUAGAUCAGCACCAUCCCAAAGCAAGCCAGGGCCAUCACAUGCCUCGGACUUCUUUGCUACAGCGCUCACAACAGCCCUGGGCCCGCUCAGAAUAGUAAUGGAUACUCUCACGGUCGAGAGGAUACAAACUUUCCUGAUGCUUGGGCUAUUCGAAUGGAGUCAAGAGAAUGCCUCGAGUGCUUGGAUGUAUCUGGGGAUAGCUAUUCGUAUGGCCAAGUUGAUGAGGCUAGAGCAAGAUGACCGACGGAUGGCUAUACUGGAAAACCAGGCAUUGGGCACAAGACGAUUCGAGAAGAGGUUGCCAGAGAUUGCUAUCAUAAGAGAGACACGGCGACGAACGAUGUACAGUUGCUUCAUUGUUGAUCGCAUGAUGAGCUUUGGAAACGAGCGAUCUCUAAGCAUUGCAGUCGAAAGCAUGUUGAUCCAGUUGCCAUGUUCUGAGAUGGCUUUUGACCUGUCUCUUGAAGUCUACACUGGACUAUUACAACCACACGAAGGAUCGAGCCAGCCUCAGAUCAACGAUGAAAGUACCUUGAGCCGGUUAAUCAAGUUGGUCGAGAUAUGGGGCGAGAUUUCAAGAUAUAGUUCGAUGGGUGGCCGGUUACAAGAAACCCAUCCCCCAUGGGGCACUAGGUCGACCUUCUACAAGUUACGAGAGAAGAUGGAUACGUUCAACAAAGAUCUCCCUGGCACUUUCACAUUGUCUCGACAAAAUUACUACCGACAUGACAACCACCAGGCUACCAAUACCUAUGUGUCGCUACACAUGCUGGCCUCAGUUUGUCAUAUUGUUCUCAACCGGGAAUAUCUUCGGUUUCUCCCCCUGCAAUGCCGCAGGCCUCAGGGACCUCCCAUAGGCAACCAAACUGUACUCAACUUUGCACCAGAUCGAUUCUGGGAAGAGAGCGCAGAAGAUGUUUUCCAAGCAUCCCGUAACAUCAUCGACUUAAUUAGUCUUUGCAAGGAGAAGCUGCCUUUGUCCUCAUUGUCGAUGUUCUCUAUCUGGCUGGCUGGGUUCAUGUCUGUCUAUGCUCACCAUUUCCCACAGAUGGACAUACACCAGAAACUGAGGAGUGGACAGAGUAUGAGCCCCUACACGGGAGAGAACUUGAGUAUACUCGAACAGGGACAGGCUGGGACAGCUUGUCAGGCGUUGCGAAGAGCUGCAACUUACCUGCCCAGUGCUCGAAGAUACCUGGAUAAUCUUGAGGCGGUAGGCCAGUUUUUUACACAAGCAAAGAACUCGACGCAUGGAUCAUUAAGCCUUCGACUUGGUGAAGCUGGCCAUGGUAGCGAACCAAGCGAGAAAGGAACGCAAGAUAGACACCGGCAAGGAGCAUACGAUACGCAUCACGAAAGCAUAAGUCCUAUAUCAGCGUCUCCCAAAAUGAGCAACUCGCCCAGGCCCAUGCUGGAAGAAACCCCCAAAACUACCUCUUCGACAUUAAACAGCCAACUCUCGCUGCCUGGGACUGACGAAGGACCAUCGGAGAUGGAUACACCGAAGCUCUUAGUGGACAAUAUUGAGAGCUUGGAGUCGCAACGAAUGAGUUGGGUAUUAAAUGAUUUGGAAGCCUUCUCUGGCGCAGGGUCGUUGAGGGUUGGCUUCCUAGAAUAG
Molecule: messenger RNA, 2436 nt
Organism: Fusarium redolens
Lineage: Eukaryota; Fungi; Ascomycota; Sordariomycetes; Hypocreales; Nectriaceae
Product: fungal-specific transcription factor domain-containing protein
Exons: 2
Coding region: 1-2436 (811 amino acids)
Biological process (GO): DNA-templated transcription; regulation of DNA-templated transcription
Cellular component (GO): nucleus
Molecular function (GO): DNA-binding transcription factor activity, RNA polymerase II-specific; DNA binding; zinc ion binding
Source: RefSeq, a predicted model, not a curated record